AUGGCCGAGCCGGCCGCUCCUCGCUGCUGCCUCGGCUGGGACUUCAGCACGCAGCAGGUGAAAGUUGUUGCUGUUGAUGCAGACCUGAAUGUCUCCUAUGAGGACAGUGUGCACUUUGACAGAGACCUUCCAGAAUUUGGGACUCAGGGUGGAGUUCAUGUUCACCAGGAUGGUCUGACGGUGACUUCUCCAGUCCUGAUGUGGGUCCAGGCUCUGGAUAUCAUCCUGGAGAAGAUGAAGGCUUCGGGCUUCGACUUCUCCCGCGUCCUCGCCUUGUCUGGGGCCGGCCAGCAACAUGGAAGUGUAUACUGGAGAGCUGGGGCCGGUCGGGUGCUGAUGAGCCUGUCACCAGACCUCUGGGUACACGAGCAGCUGCAGGCCUGCUUCUCCGUCAGCGACUGCCCAGUGUGGAUGGACUGCAGCACCGCUGCCCAGUGCCGCCAGCUGGAGGCUGCCGUGGGCGGGGCCCAGGCUCUCAGCUGCCUCACCGGCUCCCGUGCCUACGAGCGAUUUACAGGAAACCAAAUUGCAAAGAUUUACCAGCAGAACCCCGAGGCCUACUCACAUACGGAGAGAAUCUCCUUGGUCAGUAGUUUUGCCGCUUCCCUGUUCCUUGGGUCUUACUGCCCUGUUGACUACAGCGACGGUUCUGGAAUGAAUUUGUUGCAGAUCCAGGACAAAGUCUGGUCCCAGGCUUGCCUUGAUGCCUGUGCACCUCACUUAGAGGAGAAGCUUGGCUCCCCCGUACCGUCAUGCUCAGUUGUGGGAGCCAUUUCCUCCUACUACGUCCGGCGCUAUGGAUUUCCUCCAGGAUGCAAAGUGAUGGCCUUCACUGGGGACAACCCAGCAUCACUGGCAGGCAUGAGGCUGGAGGAAGGUGACAUUGCGGUCAGCCUGGGCACCAGCGACACCCUGUUUCUCUGGCUUCGGGAGCCCACGCCCGCCCUGGAGGGCCACAUCUUCUGCAGCCCAGUCGACCCCCAGCACUACAUGGCCCUUCUGUGCUUUAAAAACGGCUCUCUGAUGAGAGAGAAGAUCCGCGACGAGUCGGCUUCCUGUUCUUGGAGCGAGUUCUCCAAGGCGCUGCGGUCCACGCAGAUGGGGAACGGCGGGAACUUGGGUUUUUAUUUUGACGUAAAGGAGAUCACCCCAGAGAUGAUCGGGCGGCAUAGGUUCAAUGCGGAAAACCGUGAGGUCUCAGCAUUCCCCAGGGAUGUGGAGAUCCGGGCACUGAUCGAAGGACAGUUCAUGGCCAAGAGGAUUCAUGCCGAGGGCCUGGGCUAUCAAGUCAUGCCCAAGACAAAGAUUUUGGCUACUGGAGGGGCAUCUCACAACAGAGACAUAUUACAAGUGCUUGCGGAUGUGUUUGGUGCCCCCGUAUACGUCAUAGACACCGCCAACUCAGCUUGCGUGGGCUCUGCUUACCGAGCUUUCCACGGCCUCGCGGCUGAGACAGGCGUGCCCUUCUCAGAGGUGGUGAAGUUAGCCCCAAGUCCCAGAUUAGCGGCCACCCCAAGCCCAGGAGCUUCUCAGGUCUAUGCUGCCCUCCUCCCAAGGUACGCGCAGCUUGAGCAAAGAAUCCUGUCCCAGCCCCGGAGGCUUCUGGAGUGAGUUCAGCAGCCCCAGGAACCCCGUUGGCCCUGCCUGCCCAGACUCGCUGACCCCACUUGGAGAUGUGGCCCUGGACAGCGGGGAUCCUCUUCCCUGUUCUGGGUGCCUGCCACCUGACUCCUGAGGUGCUCCAGUCCUGUCCGGGACCACCUGGAAAUCUGCCUUAGACCCUCUGCCUGGACAUAAAUGGGCUACGUGUGCUCCUGUGUCCUUAUGCUCAGGGCA
Molossus molossus (Pallas's mastiff bat) is the source of this 1836-nucleotide messenger RNA. It is a transcript of the gene XYLB, whose product is annotated as xylulokinase. Gene Ontology annotation, biological process: D-xylose metabolic process; xylulose metabolic process. The coding region runs from base 1 to 1611 and encodes 536 amino acids. Lineage: Eukaryota; Metazoa; Chordata; Mammalia; Chiroptera; Molossidae. Gene Ontology annotation, molecular function: D-xylulokinase activity. The transcript is spliced from 19 exons. The record is from RefSeq and is a predicted model, not a curated record. Gene Ontology annotation, cellular component: cytosol.